Molecule: messenger RNA, 1927 nt
Organism: Geodia barretti
Lineage: Eukaryota; Metazoa; Porifera; Demospongiae; Tetractinellida; Geodiidae
Source: the annotation of a GenBank genome assembly
AGCAGUACCAGUUUUCUCUCAUUGCAUGUGUACACACAAGUUGAUAUUAUGGCAUCAUAUCUAUCACUAGUAAUGUCAUAUUGUACAGGGCAUUAAAAUAGCUCAAUGAUUCCACAAAGCGCGUACAGUCGCACACGGGAAUGGGAGAUCGAAGAAACUCACUCAUAUUUAAUUGUCUUUCUCUAACAAGACUUCUUCAUGUAACUGGAGAAGUAUGCAAGGUUUCUGAGGUUUUCUUGUGUGUGGCAUCGCGGUGAUUGGCAAGAGUUCAGAGCCAGUUUUCUGUACGAGGGAGGGCUGGUGGAAACCAUGGCCUUGUAGAUCGCUACGAUAUUGCGAACAACGCUCGCCGGCUGAGAUUGUAACUGCUGUGAGUAGCUGUUGUCCGUGACAGCUCUCAGGGGACCUGGUUCAACCAGAUGUGGGUUCCCGUGACAAGCAGUGCUGUCAAUGGUGUGUAUCAAGUGUAUGGGCAAUCGCAGAAUUGAAACUUGUUGUCACCAGCCGGAGUGCCAUGUCAGGAUAUAUCGAUGUAACUAUACAGACUAAUGACCAGAAGUAGUGACUGGAGUCAUACCAUGUGGGACUCUACCCUCACAAAUGAGGUAAUGCAACAUCCCAAAUCUCCCUGACUGUCAAUAGAGAAGGGCCUCGGUACACUCUGAACUGUGUCACCAUUGCAAGCCCUAUCGGUAGAGUUGAUUGGCGGCAACCCCACUGGUGGCAAACCUCACAAAGCUUGGGAGAAGGAAACAAAGUCCUCAACACACACAGUCACUGCCCAGUACACCUCACUAAGAGUGUAAAUACAUACACCAUCUGGGAGAAUUGUCUGCUCAUAAUAUCCCCACAUUCUGCCAGCGAAGAUAUCAAAUUUGAUGAUAACCUCGGUGAUAUGAGUGUGUCUCAGAGUGGGAUAAGCCAGGUUCGAGUCAGAUGGGAUGAAGCCAGGCCAAACAUUUUCACAGCCAGCCACAUGAACUAUCAGAAACUGGGCACGAACCAGAUCUACACUCGGACAAUCAACUGGAGGGAGCGUACUGCUGAGCUCUCUGGGCUAACAAGAGGAGCCGAUUACUCCAUUUACCUGACACAUGUUGCAUCAUUACCAAACACCGUUAAAGCCGCAACCACAUUUCACAUUGAGUCGACAAGUAUCUCAAUAACUUCUUCCCACACUUUUCCUGUCACUAUUGGAGACGAAGUUACUCUCACUUGCCGGGUAGUUAUACCCAGUGGAAUUAGUGGUAACCUGGAUUUAGAGUGGCAUCAACCUAAUGGAACAUACAGAUACGCACCUGUAUAUGGAAUUGUAGGAGGGAGAAUGGUGUAUGAUGAACUAAGACUCGGCCACAUAACUCAAUCUAAUGUUGGGGAAUAUUCUUGCACAGCAUCUCUCAAUGGCGCUGUCAGCUCAACUAUCACCAUCCCUAACCUUAACCUUCCCUCGCCUACUGUGGCCAUAGAGCAGAGUCGAUCUGAUACUCUCUAUGCUGGUACAGACAUAUCCUUGACGUGUACUGCAACAUUGACAGAAAGCUUGAGAUAUCUUGGUUUGAGUGUCCACAUUUCCUGGUCGGGCCCUCAAACCUUUAUCUCAUCUACUAUGGAGGGCUCUAAUGGUGUAUACACCAAACGUCUCUCCAUUAGUCCACUGGCCAUCUCAGAUAGUGGAACAUACAUUUGUGCAGCAACUGUUAGUGGGACCAAUGUAUACAGUAUUACUAGCAGACACAGCAGAGUUGUCUCUGUGACAGAUCUCCCACCACCUACUGUGGUAAUAUCAGAGGUCGGUGGGGAACGUACAGCUGGCGAAGAGCUCCAACUGACAUGCACUGUGACAGUAGUUGAGAAUCUCGUAACAUCUCCAUGUAUCCGGUGGACUGGAGGCAGUUUAGAAGAUGUGCAGAGUGUGGGACUCCUGUAA